This is a messenger RNA of Clonostachys byssicola, 552 nucleotides long. Lineage: Eukaryota; Fungi; Ascomycota; Sordariomycetes; Hypocreales; Bionectriaceae. The record is from the annotation of a GenBank genome assembly.
AUGGUUCCUGCCAUUAGCUCCGUUCAGAGCGGUGGCCAAGAGAAAGUGCAGAACCUCGUCUCUGGGCGUCUCCACCACGCCGGCAAGCUGGACCGGAAGCUCGACUGUGUUGAGCCCUUCGCCCUCGUCGCCAUCAUCAACCCCUUCGUCGUUCUUUACAAUCAUUACCUCGAGAACCGAGACUCCCACGACGCCUGGAACGCCUUCUACUUCCGCGUCAUCCACUCCUUCUCCCUCGACGCCUUCGUCUUCCUCGAGCGAGCUGUCAAGCACUUUGAUCUCGACCCCCAUCGACAGCACGACCCCAACGCCGUCGGACUCUACCUCUGUAUCAUCAAGUGCAACCCCCAGCUCGAGCGAUAUCUCCACCAGCGAUGUUUCCACAAGCACCCCUUCCACCAGCUCUUCCUCAAUGGUGAUUACUCCGACACCAACGCCGAGCGACCUCCCUGCAUCGUCUCUCCUGCCGGCCUCUACUUCUACUUUCGUCCCCGCCGAUCUGUUCCCCUGCACGGCGGAUUCGGAUUGCUUGAACGUCAACCAGGUGUGUGA